Ornithorhynchus anatinus (platypus) is the source of this 1112-nucleotide messenger RNA. It is a transcript of the gene XAF1, whose product is annotated as XIAP associated factor 1. Bases 113 to 994 code for a protein of 293 amino acids. The transcript has 8 exons. Lineage: Eukaryota; Metazoa; Chordata; Mammalia; Monotremata; Ornithorhynchidae. The record is from RefSeq and is a predicted model, not a curated record. Gene Ontology annotation, biological process: apoptotic process.
UUGUGCCCAUCUUCUCCCUUGCCUGCAGUGGGCAGGGCUAGUAAAGUAACUUUUAGUUUCGUUUCUUGGUCCUGCAGAGACGAGCAAAAUAGGAAGAGAAAGCAGAGGGAACAUGGAGUUCGAGAAGGAGUUCCAGUACUGCAGGAAUUGUCGGAAAGAUGUGGCUUCCGCCAACUUCUCCCUCCACGAGGCCCACUGCCUCCGCUUUCUGGUCGUCUGUCCCAUCUGUGACCAACCCAUCCAGAGGAAAGCGGAGAAGGAGCAUCAGGCCAUAGCUCACCAGCAGGUGCGAUGCCAGUUGUGCCAACAGAGUAUGCAACAGUAUCUACUGGAGGAGCAUAAGGACAAGUGCAGCAAGCGUCGAGUCCAGUGCAAAUUCUGCAAGUUGCCCAUGCCCUUCAGCUGCCUUCAGGAGCACGAGGUCCAGUGCGGAGCCCGGACGGAGCUCUGCUUCGACUGCCACAAGUACGUCCUCGUCAGAGACCAGAGCCGGCACAAGGAUGUCUGUCUGAACGUCAAGCACCAAGCCCCGAAGAAGCAGGUUCGCUGUCCGAAAUGCAAACAAGAGAUUCCGAAAUCCCAGUUUUUCCAGCAUCAGAACCAAUGUGACCCACUCUCCGAAUUCACCAAGUUGCUGUCACCCCAUCGCUUUGAAAGGUCAAAAAAUCCUCUCCCCAGGCCCAACUCGUCUUUUCCUGACCAAGCCGCCGGAGGAUGGGCCAAGAAGCAUCCCAAGGAGGAGAGGGGGAAGGAGUUCCCAUCGGCCUCCAAGCCCAUGGCCAGAAAGUGGUACCCGGGCAGGAAGGCACAGGGGGACCUGGCUCUCGCUUCAGCCGGACGAUCCUGGGGACCACCAGCUCCCAGAGAUGAGAGCGAAUUUGAUGUGCUGGACAGCUGUCCCCAGUGCCGCAUCCUGCUCCCCAAGCCGACGCUGCACCUUCACCAGAAGAAGUGCCUCUUUUUAGCUUCUCUGAAAAACCGGAAGCUGAACUAAGGGAUUCCUUUACCAAAAGGGGUUUCGGGAAAUGAAAACUGGAGGACUCUACUCUUUCUAUCAGAAAACACCUUGAACUUGGCAUUCGCGUAACAAUAAAGAAUCAUUCUGCUAUCAA